Molecule: messenger RNA, 2722 nt
Organism: Gadus macrocephalus (Pacific cod)
Lineage: Eukaryota; Metazoa; Chordata; Actinopteri; Gadiformes; Gadidae
Product: alpha-N-acetylgalactosaminide alpha-2,6-sialyltransferase 2-like
Exons: 12
Coding region: 1-1782 (593 amino acids)
Molecular function (GO): sialyltransferase activity
Source: RefSeq, a predicted model, not a curated record
AUGUUUCCAGUCCGAGAUCACACGGUGUGCGGCCACACCACGGUGUGCGGCCACACCACGGUGUGCGGCCACACCACGGUGUGCGGCCACACCACAGUGUGCGGCCACACCACAGUGUGCGGCCACACCACAGGGUGCGGCCACACCAGGGUGUGCGGCCACACCUGGUGUGGCCCCACACCGUGGAGAGGAGCACAGACCCCGCCUGCGGCCUGUGAGCGGCGUGCGGCCGGGCGACGGCGUGCCAUGGCGCCCAGGCUGCGCAUCGUGUUCGGCCUCCUGGCGGCCGGCAGCCUGCCCCUCUUCUACCUGAUGAGUGUGAGCCUGGAGGUGUGGACCCCCUGGCACAUGGACCUCCUGGGGCGGGCCUGGCGGAUUUCCACCCGCUCAACGACUUAUUUUUUGUAUUUUGCCCCUUGCAGCAUUCCAGGAGAUCGCCUGGGGCCCCUUCGGCUCAACAACAGUCUCUUUGGCCAGGACCCCGGGGCCUCCAGUGUUGACCCGAGCACUGUGGCCCCAGACCCGUCCAGUCCGGGGCCACCGCCGUCCACCACUGCUGCCGCCGGCCAGCCGCCGGCCAGGGGGCCGAGGGUAACCACGUCUAGACCAGCCCCCAUUGAGCUCACUCCCAGGGUGCUGACCAGGGGGCCGAGGGUAACCACGUCUAGACCAGCCCCCAUUGAGCUCACUCCCAGGGUGCCGGCCAGGGGGCCGAGGGUAACCACGUCUAGACCAGCCCCCAUUGAGCUCACUCCCAGGGUGCUGACCUUCGAGGAGGCCUACAUUGGAGAUACGUACAGCAGAGAAGACAUCCCACCACAGACAACCUGCCCAGAUUCCAUCGCCAGGAAGUGGUCGUCAUCCGGCUUUAAUGGCAGUUUCCUGGGGACCGUUCCGGUUCUCCAGUGGGCCAAGGACGUCACGCUGCUCCAGCACCAGCGCCUGAAGCAGUUUCACGGAGCCUACGGAUGGUCCUCGAUGGAUUAUGACUCGCUGAAGGCCACGCUCUCCGUCCUCAACCUCACGGCCAACCACCAGAUGUUUGACGACUGGGAGCGCCGACGGAACGGCUCGCAGUGCAUCCGCUGCGCCGUGGUCGGCAACGGGGGGAUCUUGAAGGACUCCGGCAAGGGGCCCGAGAUCGACGGCCACGACUACGUGUUCAGGACGAACGGGGCUAUCCUUGAUGGUUUCCAGAAGGAUGUGGGCACACGCACCACCCACUACACCUUCUCCACCAACACUAUGAAGAACUCCAUGGGGGGCUACCGCAGCGCGGGCUUCAGGGGGCCACCGGUGUCCAAGGAAACGCGUUAUGUCUUCCUUCCAGACAAUGAUCGGGACUACCUGAUGGUGAAAGCUGUCGCCACACACACACCGGUGGAGCGAGGCCACGAUAAAUCCAAAACUCCACCAAAGUACUUCGGAGAGGAUGCGACGGCGGAGAAGCUAAAGAUGUAUCACCCAGACUUUGUCCGCUACCUCAGGAACAGGUUCUUUACAGCCCAAACACUGAAGAAGAGAUACAGGGGGAUCUUCCGUCCGUCCACGGGAUCUGUGAUGCUUCUGGCUGCUCUGCACACCUGUGACCAGGUCAGCGCCUAUGGCUUCAUGACGCCCGACUAUAGCAAGUACUCGGACCACUACUUUGACAAAACCUACCACAAGGUGAUAUUCUACGCCAACCACGAGUUCCGCUUGGAGCUGGAGCUGUGGCAGCAGCUGCACAAGGCUGGCCUCAUGCGGCUGUUCAUGAGACCGUCGACCACGGGGAGCCCCUGACCAGCUACACACGGCCCCCAGAGUAACGGGACGGGGUAAUCUGGGGGCCGGAGGACCUGGCGUUUUUAGGACCGAUUGGGCAAAGAGCACUGAGGGUUUUUUUCUCUCAAAGCUUUUUUUCUAAGAUUUUUUUAUUUGGCUUUCCGUGUACGGCGUAAUAAUUGUGUUGGUUUUCUCGUCAAGCUAACAGGUAAAAAUGUAGACUUGAUGGGAAACCACAUUGUGGCUGAUUGCCUUGACCGAACCCUGUCUCAGACGUUCUCCUCCAGUCAUUCUGUGUGCCUUGAAAUUCAGAAGAAAAAGUUCCAACAGAACGGUCUUUUAUUUUAAAAACUUAAUUUAUUUCUGUUUUAAAGCAAUUUCAUUGGUGUGUAGUCUACGAUGCAAACUGCAUUUUAAAAACAUUAUUUUACAAAUGACUCUGAGGAUCCUCCUCCCUGUGGCGUUAACUCAUGGAGGGAGAAGGUGCCGUGUCAAGCUGUGGUAUUGUGGAGCUGGGGGACAUAUUUUAACGGACUGAAGAUGUUUCCCCUGACAACACCGGGAAAAAGCGUCCCUUUCUCUCAUGGCCGAGCAGGGGGGUUUCCAGGGACAACUCUUGCAGGGAGCGUUGGCGGCGGCACCUGCGACGACCUCGCUGAAGAACGCUCGUCUCCUCACUGGUGGACUGCAGAUGAGGUUUUUUUGUGCUGCGAAACAAUAAUAACGGCGCCUCCGUAAAAUAUACUGCAUAGAGUUUGUCCUGCCAAAGACACUCCGCGAAUCAGGGAACUUCUUUUUUAUACUGUUGAAGGACUUUCUGGUGUUGAAUCAAUGGGUGAUUUAAGGGCUAAAAACUUAGACUGGCAUUGCACAAUUUCUGACUGUGAUUUUGAUUCCUGAAAUUUGUUUCCAAGUAAAAGGGUGACCUCCGACCUGCUGGGGUUCACAACAGGUUCAA